Messenger RNA from Alternaria arbusti, 1752 nucleotides. RefSeq lists its product as uncharacterized. NCBI's taxonomy places the organism in Eukaryota, Fungi, Ascomycota, Dothideomycetes, Pleosporales, Pleosporaceae. The transcript has a single exon. The coding region runs from base 1 to 1752 and encodes 583 amino acids. The record is from RefSeq and is a predicted model, not a curated record.
AUGGCGUUUUUCGACUCAAUCCGUUUGAAGGAAGGCAAAAGGUCCGCUCGGUUCAUUCAGCUUCAUGUCUCCGACUCAUCCGAAGAACCGGGCGAACUUUUCAUUCGAGGCACGCUCAACGUAUUCUUCCUGGACGAGGCCCCCGAGUAUGAGGCUUUAUCGUACACAUGGGGUAAAGAAGGCCAGCGAAUCGACAUCCAGCUGAACAACCAAAGCUUCUCAGUGUCGCCUAACUUAUAUGCUGCGUUGCGACAGUUCAGCCGCGGUCAGAAAGGUGCGUUACCUAGGAGGCUCUGGAUCGAUGCGAUCUGCAUAAAUCAGAGGGACAACGAUGAAAAGUCGAAACAGGUCAUGCAAAUGACUGAGAUCUACACAAAAGCAAGAAGGGUUCUGUUGUGGCUAGGCGACCCGGACGAGUUCACGAGUCUAGCAUUCGAUACCCUACGACGCUUCGCUCGAGACGACGGGACUACGGACGGCAGUGUCACAUAUCGCGAUUUACUUGCUACACGAAAACAGAGAGUGGAGGCUAUUGGCAGGCUCGCCGAACGGCCCUAUUUCGCCCGCGUAUGGGUGAUACAAGAAGCUGUUGCUGCCAGAGUUGCCGUCGUCGUCUGCGGGGAUGAGUCUAUGGACUUGAUAGAGUUUUCUCGAGCGUUCAGUCGACUUACCGGCUCCGGCUUGUACCCGCACGCACUUGCAAUCAAUGUGACAGGACUUGGGAACUGGCGAAAGUACUUUCAACGUCCGCCAUCCAAGGAUCGAGAUGAUGCAGUUGAUCUUCAGGCACUGCUCAUGUACUCUCGCGACAAACUCUGCCAAAAUGCCCGAGACAAAGUAUAUGCGCUAAGGGGAAUUAGUACACAACGCUUUGCCGAGGGAGUGAUUGUGGACUAUAAGAGUCCCGUUGAGCGCGUGUAUAUCGAUUGCGCCAAACACUGGCUUAGCAUCCGUUCCGACUUGCGAGUUCUCUCGACCAUUGAGCCUCGUCAUUCCGCAAACCCAUCUGCUCUCAAGCUCCCGUCCUGGGUACCCGAUUGGUCGCAGCACAAUCAUCCUUCCGGUGUCAUGCAGAGAUAUUUUCGUUUUCUUCCGGGAAAAAUGUUUCGCGCUUCGGGCAAAUCAGUCGCAAAUGUCAGCUUUGACGAGAAGCAUGAUGUACUCGCGAUAAAAGGCAAGCGCUUCGACACCAUCAAGCGAGUCAUCUCAGCACACCCCACGCUACUAGGUACUGGCGAUGAAAAGACGCUUUUGACGCCUUCAAAAUUUCUGGGUUUUCUAGAUCAGUUGGGAUAUCAGGAUGUGUACGGGCACACGGGCGAGGCCUUCCCUAAUGCAGCGUUACGGACUGUGACAGCAGACCGCACGGGAUUGUCUGCCCGAGUGGCGGACAGUUACCGAUGCAAAUACCUUACCGCCUAUUCUAAUUGGCGACUGGAAAGCGAUAGCUCCAUCACCGACCUACCGGAGGGCGCCUGGAAGGAACUCUCUAACUCGGUAGCACAAAUCCUUGACGACAAAGAUCUGUUCAUCACCAGUAACGGAUACAUGGGAGUCGCGCGUUCAGGGUUUGCUACCGGAGAUCUAGUAUGCGUUUUACUUGGGGGUGAAGUACCGUUCAUCCUUCGGCAGCUCGAUACUGAACGAGAAAGCUUUCGAAUGGUUACAGAAUGCUACGUUCACGGCAUUAUGGACGGAGAGUUGAUGCACGGCGGCAAUGAUGCGAAGGACGAACUGUUCUGCAUCUCAUAG